Messenger RNA from Bufo bufo (common toad), 1963 nucleotides. It is a transcript of the gene PTDSS2, whose product is annotated as phosphatidylserine synthase 2. Gene Ontology annotation, molecular function: L-serine-phosphatidylethanolamine phosphatidyltransferase activity. Gene Ontology annotation, biological process: phosphatidylserine biosynthetic process. The coding region runs from base 111 to 1538 and encodes 475 amino acids. The record is from RefSeq and is a predicted model, not a curated record. NCBI's taxonomy places the organism in Eukaryota, Metazoa, Chordata, Amphibia, Anura, Bufonidae. The transcript is spliced from 12 exons.
ACGUGCCCCCGACCCACGUGGUGGGGCGAAAGCGUGAUUCCCUCGGCCGCUCCUCCCCCUCCCCCGGUCAGUGAGUGGGAGAGUUUCCAGCAGACGGGAGCUCCUUAGCCAUGAUACGCCAUGAAGGCAGGAAGGGAGCCGCUACUAGGAAGUCCUCCCUGGACGGACAGUGCUGGGAGGAGGCGGAAGUUAGAAGCAGAUACCCGGCCGCCAAGUCCCCGCACCGCGGGGAGACGUCCAGGAGCACCACCGAGUCCGAAGUGUUUGAUGACGGCACCAACACUUUCUUCUGGAGAGCGCACACGCUGACCGUCCUCUUCAUCCUGACUUGCUCCUUGGUCUACGUCACGUUACUUGAAGAGACGCCACACGACACGGCCUACAAUGCUAAAAGAGGAAUUGUUGCCAGUAUAUUAGUUUUCCUAUGUUUUGGAGUGACCCAAGCGAAAGAUGGACCGUUUUCAAGACCCCAUCCAGCUUAUUGGCGGUUCUGGCUGUGUGUCAGUGUGGUGUAUGAGCUCUUCCUCAUCUUCAUACUCUUCCAGACUGUGCACGACGGAAGACAAUUCAUGAAGUUUAUUGACCCCAAAUUGGGAGUUCCUCUGCCAGAGAGAGAUUAUGGCGGAAACUGCCUUAUAUACGAUCCGAACAAUAAAACUGAUCCCUACCACAACCUCUGGGACAAGAUGGAUGGCUUUGUGCCCGCACACUUCCUUGGUUGGUAUAUCAAAACACUAGUGAUACGAGACUGGUGGAUGUGUAUGAUGAUCAGCGUUAUGUUCGAGUUCCUGGAGUACAGCCUGGAGCAUCAGCUGCCCAAUUUCAGUGAAUGCUGGUGGGAUCACUGGAUUAUGGAUGUACUCGUGUGUAACGGAUUGGGAAUCUAUUGUGGGAUGAAGACCUUAAAGUGGCUCUCUAUGAAACCGUACAAAUGGCAGGGCCUGUGGAACAUUCCUACAUACAGGGGUAAAAUGAAGCGGAUAGCCUUCCAGUUUACACCUUACAGCUGGGUGAAGUUUGAAUGGAAGCCGGCAUCAAGUCUCCAAAGAUGGUUGGCAGUGUGUGGCAUUAUUUGUGUAUUUUUACUGGCAGAACUCAACACAUUUUACCUCAAAUUCGUCCUGUGGAUGCCUCCAGAACAUUACCUGGUGUUGCUGCGCUUGGUGUUUUUCGUGAACGUAGGCGGGGUUGCCAUGAGAGAGAUCUACGACUUCAUGGACGACUUGAAGUUCCACAAGAAGCUGGGCCAGCAGGCGUGGAUGGUGGCUGCCAUCACCGUGACAGAGUUCCUCAUCGUUGUAAAAUAUGAUCCUUAUACUAUAACACUACCGCUCCCGUUCUACGUCGCGCAGUGCUGGAUUCUGGGGAUUGUUCUUGUCCUAGUGUGGACCGUAUGGCGAUUCUUUAUCAGGGACAUCACAUUGCGCUGUAAAGAAAUCCGCCGUCAGAAACAAGAAUACAAACCUGAAGAAGACACGUUGCAAGUCAACGGGGGAGCAAAUUCUGAAAGGAACUUUUCCAAACAGAAAAACCUCUGAGCUUUUCCAGAACCGUUCACGUUCUCUCCACCCAACCCACCGCUACUGAACAUGAAUUGUACUUUUUAUAUUUUAACGUAUUGGAUACUUCUGCUAUUUAAUAAUGAGACCCAUAAACCUCAUGUUUCGCUCACUUUUUUUUAUUUUUUAUUUUUUCCCUCUCACUUUUGGAAUGGGAACUGGAAUUUUGUGAAGGUCAAACCUGCUGAUUUUGCACCAGGGGAAAAAAAAAAAUAAUCAAAUACAAAUAACCCGAGUCUUAUCAUUUGCAGAAACUUUUCAAUGUAGCAAAUAAUUUUGAAGCGUAACUUGUGGGGUUCUGUAUUUUUGUUCCCUUUUUUUUUAUUUUUUAUAAUGGUGGCAUAGUUUUGAGAUUUUGUGGAUUUCAGUUACUAACCCGUUAAUGUUUUUAAUAAUGGCCAUGA